This is a messenger RNA of Protopterus annectens (West African lungfish), 991 nucleotides long. RefSeq names its product carbonyl reductase [NADPH] 1-like. NCBI's taxonomy places the organism in Eukaryota, Metazoa, Chordata, Ceratodontiformes, Protopteridae. Bases 32 to 862 code for a protein of 276 amino acids. The record is from RefSeq and is a predicted model, not a curated record. The transcript is spliced from 2 exons. Gene Ontology annotation, molecular function: carbonyl reductase (NADPH) activity.
UUGAUUUAUUAGUUUCCCUUUCAUUUACAAAAUGCUAAAGAAAGUAGCAGUUGUGACUGGCGCUAACCAAGGCAUAGGCUUUGCAAUCCUCAAAGGGCUUUGCAAACAUCCAUACCCUGGGGAUGUGAUUUUAACAUCUAGGAAUGAGCAAGCAGGACAGAUAGCAGUAGAUGAACUGAAGAAGGAAGGGCUAACAGCACUUUUUCAUCGCCUGGAUGUCACAGACAGGGAGAGCAUAGAGAAACUCAGAGAUUAUCUGGUAAAAAAUUAUGGCGGACUAGAUGUGUUGGUGAAUAAUGCUGGUACUUCCUUUAAAGCAAAUGCACCAGAGCCAUUUGCAGUCCAGGCUGAGAUCACCAUGAAUACCAAUUUCUUUGGGACACUGCAGGCCUCUAAGAUACUCCUGCCAAUCCUAAAGCCAGAAAGCCGGGUUGUCAAUAUCUCAAGUAUAUUCAGCAAAGACUAUAUGAGCCACUGCAGCCCUGAACUGCAAGCUAAAUUCCACAGCAAGACCAUUACAGAGGAAGAGCUGGUGUCAUUAAUGAGUAGCUACUUAGAGGCUGCAAAGGUUGGAGACCAUGUAGCUAAAGGGUGGCCCAACAUGUCUUAUGCAGUAUCCAAAAUAGGAGUGACAGUAAUGACCCAAAUCCAUGCUAGGCAGAUUUCUGCAGAGAGGCCAGCUGAUAACAUUCUUGUCAACUGUUGUUGCCCUGGUUAUGUCCGCACUUCCUUGACUGGGCCUAAUGCCCCCAAGAGUCCUGAAGAAGGAGCUGAAACACCACUUUUUCUAGCUUUAUUGCCAGCAAGCUCUCAGGGCCCACAUGGAGAAUUUAUGUCUGAGAAAAAGCUGGUAGAAUGGUAAACAGAGAAUAAACAUAUCCUAAAAAUUAUGUUUCUGCUUGUUUGUCUGUGUUCUUCAAUAAACAUUUUUUAAGGUUCUGUUUAAUGUAUUAUUUUAGUCUUACCAUAAAUAAAAUUUUUAAACAGUCAA